Molecule: messenger RNA, 3370 nt
Organism: Mesocricetus auratus (golden hamster)
Lineage: Eukaryota; Metazoa; Chordata; Mammalia; Rodentia; Cricetidae
Gene: Ptgir
Product: prostaglandin I2 receptor
Exons: 2
Coding region: 394-1521 (375 amino acids)
Biological process (GO): negative regulation of smooth muscle cell proliferation; positive regulation of cytosolic calcium ion concentration; inflammatory response
Cellular component (GO): plasma membrane
Molecular function (GO): prostacyclin receptor activity
Source: RefSeq, a predicted model, not a curated record
CCCUGGGAGGGAGAAGCUGAGAGAGACCUACACAGCCCCGCAGACAGGAGACUGAGGGACAGGAGCCACAGAGAGAGAAGGCAGAGGGGUGCCGAAGGGUCCCGGGAAGCAGAGGCGUAAAGGAGUGGGCAGAGAACUGCAGAGGGAGGGACGGGGACAGUGGGGACAAGGGGACAAGCAAAAGGGACACCAGGAGAAGGAAGAACUGACAGAGAAGUGCCAGACACAAGAAAACGAGAGAGGGAAAAGCGCUCUGGAGACCGUGGACCAGCCGGCAGACCCUGGCUGCUGUGACGACCGACCGUGACCCGCGGCGGUGGACAUCCUGGUGCCACCCCCGCUCCUGCCGCCCCUGGGAGCCCUGUCACUGAGGGUGUCGGAGAGUGGCAGGGCAUGGCAGAUUCUUGCAGGAACCUCACCUACGUGCGAGACUCGGUAGGGCCUGCCACCAGCACGCUGAUGUUCGUGGCCGGCGUGGUGGGCAACGGGCUGGCGCUGGGCAUCCUGGGUGCGAGGAGGAAGUCACACCCAUCGGCCUUUGCAGUGCUGGUCACCGGGCUGGCCGUGACAGACCUCCUGGGCACGUGCUUCUUGAGCCCCGCGGUGUUCGUGGCCUACGCUCGGAACAGCUCCCUGCUGGGGCUGGCCCACGGCGGGUCGGCGCUGUGCGACACUUUCGCCUUUGCCAUGACCUUCUUUGGCCUGGCCUCCACGCUCAUCCUCUUCGCCAUGGCUGUGGAGCGAUGCCUGGCACUCAGUCACCCCUACCUGUACGCCCAGCUGGACGCGCCCCGCUGCGCCCGCUUGGCCCUGCCUGCCAUCUACGCCUUCUGUUGCCUCUUCUGCUCUCUGCCCCUGAUGGGCCUGGGCGAGCAUCAGCAGUACUGUCCUGGGAGCUGGUGCUUCAUCCGGAUGCGGUCCGCCCAGCCUGGCGGCUGCGCCUUCUCCCUGGCCUACGCCAGUCUCGUGGCCCUGCUGGUGACGUCCAUCUUCUUCUGCAACGGCUCCGUCACCCUCAGCCUCUGCCACAUGUACCGCCAACAGAGACGCCACCAUGGCUCCCUGGUGCCGACCUCUCGGGCUCGGGAGGACGAAGUUGACCACCUGAUUCUGCUGGCUCUCAUGACAGGUAUCAUGGCUGUGUGCUCCCUGCCGCUCACGAUCCGAGGCUUCACCCAGGCCGUUGCCCCGGACAGCAGUGAGAUGGGGGACCUCCUCGCCUUCCGCUUCAAUGCCUUCAAUCCCAUCCUGGACCCCUGGGUCUUCAUCCUUUUCCGCAAGGCUGUCUUCCAGCGCCUCAAGCUCUGGUUGUGUUGCUUGUGUGCUGGCUCUGUCCACGGGGACUUACAGACACCCCUUUCCCGGCCUGCAUCGGGGAGAAGAGACCCACUGGCUCCCAUUGCUCUCCAAGCUAAGGAAGGGAACUGGGUGCCCUUGACAUCCUGGGGCACCGGGCAGGUGGCGCCGUUGACUGCGGUGCCAUCCAAAAGAGAGGCCAUGGUUGCUUGCUCCCUCUGCUGACAUCUGAGCUGGUCCUGCAUGCCCUUGUGGGCGACGGUGUCGCAGGACCAGAAGCCAGAAGAUCAGGGACUCAACCCAUGAUGGCCACAUAUUUGACCCCGAAAGUCUGGGAGUGUCUGCUGCUGUUUUCCUCCACGGGGAUGGUGGCUGGUGACCCUGGGAAGAUGGUGAGGGAUGGAGGGCGCAUGUUCUGUGGCUCUUGAGAGGGAUUCUCUCAAAAUAGCCAGGGCCUGGUUGGGCUGCUCUGUCCCUGAGAUCCCCCAUUUAUCUCGCUGUCUAAAUAUUUAGGGAGCAGAAACAUGUCCAGCAGCUUCUGUGGACUCUGGUUUAGACUGCUCUCUACUUCCUCCAAGGGGGCUUAACCCUGGAUGUCCACCCCAGGUCCCCAGGGAACACACAACCAUGCCCUCUCCCAAGCCAUUCCAGCAACCUCUCUCGGAAAUGUUCCUGCCCUCCCGCAUUUCCCAUCCCCUAUCUGACUUGGGGGCCCUGAACCCCAAAAGGAAGUGGGAAGAAGACAAGGCCAUUGCGCUGUAGGUGACAUUACUGGACACGCGUCCGGCACAGAAAUAGCCUAAAAAACACCACAACUUGGGAGAACUGUGCUGUGCUAACUUGGGGGGAGGGUGCAUGUCCCAAGCCUGUCUCCCCAUCCUGGGACAAACAACUGUCUCCUCUUAGAACUGGACCUCAAUUCACCGUCUUCGGAACAUCCACAAAGAUUUUACUCAUCCAUUCAACAAACUCCUAUGGGACCCUGAAGUCAGCAAGCAAGCGUUGACUCCCCGGGGCCUCCAAGCAAAGACACCAGGGUGCUUGGGAAGGAGCUGACUGGCAUGAAGGGAAGUGAGUCAGCUGGAGGGCUGGGCGAGGGCAGAGAGGGCAAACAGAAAUGCUCCUCGUUACCGCCCUGGUUCCCAUUUCUCAGCUACUUUGGUCAUUGACCCUCCCUCUCCAUCUGCCUCACAGCAUAUUAAUGGAGUCAUUCCAGAGGUGGUGGGACCAGGGCCGAGAGGCCACGUCCCCAGCCUCGGUCCCACAGACAAAAUGUGGAGUCGUCUGUGUCUAUGGUUCUCUCAUGGCCUCUCUGAACCUCAGUUUCCUUUCCACUAUUAACUGACAGGGGUUCAGUGAGGAUGAACGACCUUCCCCCCCAAAAAAAGAGCAACUCGCUCGGGACCUGGAAGGAAGUUGCUGUCGAUACUGUUAUGGGGGGUAAGCACAGUUGGAAAACGAAGGAUUUGUUUUGACUUUUUUCCCUCUAAUACAUAUAUUUUUGAUCACAUUCAGGAAGAGCAAAGAGUAUCAGGAGAGGUGAAAAGAGGCUGAGGUAAGCCGGGUAUGCAAUCCCAGCAUGCCUGUACUCAGGCAGGAGUGUCGGAGUUCACGGUCACCUUCAGGUACUACAUAGAUUGUUCAAGGUCAGCCUCAGGUAUUCAAGACUGGGUCUCCAAAACCAAAUAACAACAGAGUCAGAAAACAAGCUGGGCAAGCCGGGCGGUGGUGGCGCACGCCUUUAAUCCCAGCACUCGGGAGGCAGAGGCAGGCGGAUCUCUGUGAGUUCGAGGCCAGCCUGGUCUACAAGAGUGAGUUCCAGGACAGCCCCCAAAGCCACGGAGAAACUCUGUCUCAAAAAACCAACCAACCAGCCAACCAACCAAACAAACAAAAACCAGGCUGAGAUGACCAGUCUGUAGGUACUGGAAGGUACAAUAUAUCAACAAUUGCUGACAUCGUAAAUGGCCUAAAUAUGGAUGAAUCUAUAAUUGACUGUGAAUGAUAAAUGAUUAAAAUGAUAAUUUUUAUUUACGGGUAUUUUAACACAAUAAAAUGUAAUACUGAAAAAUAA